Messenger RNA from Scatophagus argus, 2433 nucleotides. It is a transcript of the gene kcnk6, whose product is annotated as potassium channel, subfamily K, member 6. Gene Ontology annotation, biological process: stabilization of membrane potential; potassium ion transmembrane transport. Gene Ontology annotation, molecular function: potassium ion leak channel activity. The record is from RefSeq and is a predicted model, not a curated record. Lineage: Eukaryota; Metazoa; Chordata; Actinopteri; Scatophagidae. Gene Ontology annotation, cellular component: membrane. The transcript has 3 exons. The coding region runs from base 132 to 1073 and encodes 313 amino acids.
GUUCAAUUAGGACAGCCCCCAAAAAGUUCCCACACGGGGAGGAAAAAGAAGCAAAGACAGCGGAGAGUGAGACAGAGAGGGACGCGCCGGUCAGCAGCUCCACUCAUGUUAACCCACGAGUGAAAGCAGACAUGCAUUCAGCGGGCAGGUCGUGGCUGCUGCUCACAGGCUUCAUUCUGUUUUAUAUCAUCUACCUGCUGUUCGGAGCGCUGGUUUUCUCCAGCAUCGAGCGGCCGGUGGAGGACAAGCUGCGGCACGACGUGGAAGCCCUGAAGCAGGAGUUCCUGAACCAGAGCUGCGUCAACGCCACGUCCCUGGAAAUCUUUCUGGUCCAAGUGCUCACAGCCAAGAAGUACGGCGUCUCCGUCCUCGGGAACUCCUCCCUCCCUUCAAACUGGGACCUGGCAUCCUCCAUGUUCUUCGCCAACACUCUGGUCACCACAGUCGGUUAUGGUCACACCACUCCCCUGUCUGACACCGGAAAGGCCUUCGCCAUCCUCUACGCCCUGAUAGGAGUCCCCUUCACCAUGCUGGUGCUGACCGUGUGCGUCCAGAGGCUCAUGUACCCUCUGGUUAUGGCUCCCGUCGGCGUCCUGCACCGUGUAGGCAUGGAGCCUCGUCCGGCCGCCAUCGUGCACUUCCUCCUGCUGCUGGUUCUGGUGGUGUUGUGCUUCUUCGUGGCGCCAGCGGCCGUGUUCAGCUCAGUGGAGGUGUCGUGGUCGUUGUUGGACGGGAUCUACUUCUGUUUCAUCUCGCUGUGCACCAUCGGACUGGGGGAUUUCGUUCCGGGGAUGCAGCCUGGCCAGAGGAACAGGCAGCUGUACCAGGUCGCUGUCAUGGUCUACCUCUUCGUGGGUCUGAUGAUGAUGUACCUCUUGCUGCGCACCUUCCACAAAAUGGCCGACCUGCACGGCCUGACCACCUUCCUGCAGCUGCCGCGCUGCGAGGAGUCCGACGCGGACGACGACAGGGAACCCAUGGUGGAUAACGGACACGGAGAUCAGACGCCUCCUUGCGUGAAGCCCCUAGAGCCGGGAUCACAGCCCUCGUACAACACCAUCAACAAAGGCUGAGCUGUGCAGAGGCAGAGGAAGCAAACGGGAGCUCUACCUCUGGUGACCUCUUGGUCCUGAAGCGGUGAUAAAACCCCCAGACUGGUGGGCUGAAUCUGAAUUCUUGUCUUCGUUUUCUCAUUUUGUCCGCUCUUGUCUCCUUGCUGAAGACAAGCGGAGGAGCGAGCAUCUUAACAGUGAGGAAUCGAGAUGAGACUUAAGAUUCAGCCUUUACGAGAGGAACACCAAAGGACUAUUCCAAUGUGACUACGGCAACCCGCCUGGGCUAAAAAGGCACAGAUGUUCCUUUUGCUCCUCCACGCUGGUGUGGCUGUGGUGCGUUCACCUGCUGCACGGGCUUGACUGGUGUGUUCAUGGUCUCAGGAUAGCACAGACUUAUAGUUGAUUGUUUUCGGAUCACUUUUGUUAUGUGUUUGCAUAUUUUGUUUUGUUGUUUUUUUGGUUUUGGUCACUUUGCUUUUUGUGCCACAGGUUUGGGUUGCUAACUGAGGACUAACAUACAUUUUAUUUAACUGUGCUGAAACUAAAUCUUGGUGCCAAACACAGCCUGUUCAUUCACUUCAUGUCAACUUUACAAUCUUUCACACCUUUAAGCACAUUUGUUUUUAUUCUCCUUCUCUUUCACAUCGUGGCCAAAACUCAGACCCAGACCAUCCUGUCAUAUCUGAAGCCAGAUUUGGCCUUUACUUGCCUUUGCUUCACUUUAAUGCCUCUUCACAAGCAUGAAUGAUCACAAGUGCAGUGAAAUGACGAGUCUCAAUCAUCACUUCCUCAAAUAAAAGUCAAACGAGGGCCUACGCUGAAUAUUUAAAACACUGGGGACGUGUUAAUCAGACCUGCUGUGUGAAAGCACUAACUUUGCUGUUCCUGGGUCAGCUGUGAAACAUGCAGAGUAGCUCUGUGUUUGCCUCAGGAUGUGGCCUGACCUCCUUCCUGGUGCUUCCCCCUGGUGUCUACAAGCCUGUAGUGCAGCAUGUUUUUACACCUCCAGACAGUCAGAAAUAAGGUCAAAGGGUUGGACUAGAGGGACCCAGUGGAAAGAAAAAAAAAAUUAAAUUAAAAAAGUGUUUUCAUUGUGGUGACUGAGACUUGGUUCGUAUCAGUGGGAAAACUAUUAGAACCUGUUCUGUGUGAUUUAGUGUCACAAAUGGUGUUUGAUCCACCAUAAUGAACAUAUCAAAUGCACUCUCACUUUAAUGUUCACAUCGGUUGGUUUCCUUUUACCCUCAAAGCUGUGGUUGAAUGAACAGGCUCACUGUGUCCUAAUACUGUAAAAUAAGUUCUGUGUGUGUUGUUGUCAUUCAGUAAUAUCGGUUUUUCACACUGGACAACCAUAAAUUAAACAAAAAAAAAGGAAAAA